This is a messenger RNA of Saccharomycodes ludwigii, 1353 nucleotides long. RefSeq lists its product as uncharacterized. NCBI's taxonomy places the organism in Eukaryota, Fungi, Ascomycota, Saccharomycetes, Saccharomycodales, Saccharomycodaceae. Bases 1 to 1353 code for a protein of 450 amino acids. The transcript has a single exon. The record is from RefSeq and is a predicted model, not a curated record.
AUGUACAUCCUCAAUUAUCUUCCAUUAAAAUAUGAGGUUAAUACAACCAAUAAUAACAAUCGUAACUCACUGGUAAAAAAUGUCAAAAAUACUACUUUUACUUCCAAUAAUUAUUCUGCUACUCUACAAUUGGAAAGAGAAUCCAUAAUAAACCAUUUAAAAUCUUAUAGUCCUGACACUAAUAGCAGCUCGGAUAUAUUUAACACCAUUGAUAUUUUACUUAAUUUUUCAAAUGAUUUAUUAUCGAGUGGCAAUAACACUAAAAACAGUGAUCUAUUGAAUACUCUACUACUUUUAGCAAAAUCAUAUCAUCAACAAGCCUAUAAUCUUUUAUUUAAUGCAUAUUCUUCAACCAUUAACACCACAGUGCCACCAAAUCAUAACUGCAACAAUUCGUGGCAAAGAAGCACUUAUUAUAUCAAGCUCUCAUUGGGCCUAUUAACUUAUAUCAACCAAGAAUAUAAUUGUUUUGCACCGAGCAAUCAAAAUUCUAUGAUGGUUAUUAAAUUUAUGUUUGACUAUAACACAAUAUACCAACAGUACACUGUCAUACUAUUGAGUCUAUACAAAUUAAAAGAUUCAUUAAUAGAAAAUUAUUCGCAGGAUAAUUUGCAAAAAUCAACCGAGGGAAACGGACUAAGUUUCCAAAUGUUAGCAAAGUUAUGCAUCGGCUGUUAUAAUAACACUUUAGAAUUGAUAAAUUUACCCAGCUUACCUCUGAAAAUUGUCAAUUUUUUAAAAAUAUUGGCGAACGAUUAUUUUUAUGGACUAAUUGAAUUGUUAUUAGCUUUACAGAAAUUUGAAAUUGAAAAUAAAAUUGGAGAGUCUGUUAGCCUAAUUAACGAUAGUAUCAGUGUUUUUGAAAAAAGUAGCGUUUUCCAAAAAAUAUUAUUUUCGAAAAAAAAAGGACUGGAUGGUCUUAGCACUGUUACCAGUACAUUGUUCAAUAGUGGUACUAAUAACAAUAAUUAUAAUACCAAACUAUUUAAAUCAAAAUUAAAACUUUCCAAUUUAAAAGAUAGGAUAUCAACAAAAGUACAAAAUAAUAAUAAUAACACUGUCGUCACCAACACAAAUUCAAUUUCAAAAACAUAUUUCGAUAUGUUUCCAGAUACCUUAAUUUUAAAUACCUUUACUUUAUUUAUAAGUGAAUUAUUGUAUUUACUUCAAUACAGAUUUUCCAAUUAUAACAAUACUAUAAGUUUUGACUUGGUAACAAAUGAUAAGCAACAACUAAGGAAAUUAUGGCCAACUGGUAAAAAACCACAGUCAGUAUCAAUUCAAUGGGUCUAUAAAAAUGGUGUAGGAUUAGGCCCAAUAGAUAAUAUCAAUGAAAAAAAAUAUUUCUUUUAA